This is a messenger RNA of Saccoglossus kowalevskii, 1437 nucleotides long. Its product is annotated as survival motor neuron protein-like. Gene Ontology annotation, molecular function: RNA binding. The record is from RefSeq and is a predicted model, not a curated record. NCBI's taxonomy places the organism in Eukaryota, Metazoa, Hemichordata, Enteropneusta, Harrimaniidae. Gene Ontology annotation, biological process: mRNA processing. Gene Ontology annotation, cellular component: nucleus; cytoplasm.
CACAAGCAGAAUCUGAUUCCGGUGAUGCUCGAAUUCGGCGCUAAUUCCAUGCGCUGAUGUUGACGAGACGAUCGAACAUGGCGGCGAGCAGUGAAGGUGUUGUGUUCAGAAAUGACAAGAGUGAAGAGUCAGAUAUCUGGGAUGAUGAGGCUUUGAUUAAAGCAUAUGAUAAAGCUGUUAAAGCAGUCAAGGAUGAAAUAAUUAAUGACAGUUCAAAAGACAUACAGUCUAAUCCUGAUACAGGUUGUGAAAAGCGAAUUCGUAAAAAGAAAUCAAACAGAGAUAAAAAGUUAAGGAAAAAGAAAAUAAAGUCUAAGUGGCAUGUAGGUGAUCGGUGUAGAGCUGUCUAUUCAGAAGAUGGAAUUAUAUAUGACGCUGUUAUUAAAUCAAUAGAUAGAGACAACAAUAGAUGUUGGAUACUUUAUACAGGUUAUGGUAAUGAAGAAGAGAUUGAUAUCAAUGAUCUACUGCAUCCUGAGUAUGAAGUGGACUCAAGACAUGACAACCUACAAGAAAAUGGUUAUGAUAGUCAUCAGUCCAUGGAUUGCAAUGAGUUUGGGCAGAGUCCAGCACACCCUACAUCAACAUGGCACAAUUAUCCUGGAAAUUCAAGAUUUUCACAUCCACCUCCCCCUCCUCCAAGGAUACCCCCACAUUUCAACCCAAUGAAUCCUGUUAAUAAUCCAUAUUACAACUUUUUUCCUACUGGAUAUCAAACAAUGCAUCCCUGGUUUGGAGCAGCUAUGCAUCCUGGUAGUACACCCCCGAGGAUCCCGCCUAUCCCACCACCUCCACCUAUAACACAGGAUGCCACAGCUGGUGAUGAAGAUGCUUUAUUCUCUAUGUUAAUAUCAUGGUACAUGAGUGGAUAUCAUACAGGCUACUAUCAGGGUCUCAAAGCAUCUAGAGGGGAAUCACUACAAAAUACUCCUCAACGGAAUGAAUCUCCAGUGCCAACAACUUCUAGACAAGAACACCAACAAGGUGAACAUUCAUUCACUAGUCCAGCAGCAAGAUAACAAUAAAUAUUGGUUAUAUGUAUUUUGAAUAAUUCAGAAUACCCAGAAUCAUGUGAUCUAUCAUUUUACUUCCCCUAAAUCAAGGUAUUUUAUUAUUGUCAUGAAAUAAAGAAAUAAAAAACAAGUCAGUUUUUUUUACUUGCUUCUUUAGGCCUGCUAUGUAUAAGGUCAUUUGAAACUUAACUCAGGCUACAGAUCUUCGCAUGUCAGUUGUCUGCAUAAUGUUUCUGUACUUAACAAUAUGAUGCUUACCCAGAAAACAUGAAAUACCUGAAUUGUAUUUGUUUACCAAGAGUUUGUCACAAUUAUAUUGCAUUAGUGAACACAUAAUUUCUUGAAAAUCACUUUUAUAGGACAGGAGUAAUUUUCAUUGCUAACAAAUUGUAAUUUCCAAGUGAAAUUAAAGUGAUAUAUAAAA